UACAGGAGAUGACCAGAGACUACAGACAUAGUACAGGAGAUGACCAGAGACUACAGACAUAGUACAGGAGAUGACCAGAGACUGCGGACAUAGUACAGGAGAUGACCAGAGACUGCGGACACAGUACAGGAGAUUACCAGAGACUGCGGACACAGUGCAAGAGAUGACCAGAGGCUGCGGACACAGUACAGGAGAUGACCAGAGACUGCGGACAUAGUACAGGAGAUGACCAGAGACUGCGGACACAGUACAGGAGAUGACCAGAGACUGCGGACACAGUACAGGAGAUGACCAGAGACUGCGGACACAGUACAGG
Molecule: messenger RNA, 316 nt
Organism: Staurois parvus
Lineage: Eukaryota; Metazoa; Chordata; Amphibia; Anura; Ranidae
Source: the annotation of a GenBank genome assembly